GUGACUCGUAGGGGGGCGUGGCGUGCGUCGGGGGCGUGGCGUGCGUCGCGGGGGGCGUGGCCAAGGAGGAGGGUGUCAUGGCGGCCCUGCGGGUGAUGGUGGGGGUGAAGCGGGUCAUCGACUACGCCGUCAAGGUGCGGGUGGCGGCGGACGGGGGGGGGGUGCAGACGCAGGGGGUGAAGCACUCGCUGAACCCCUUCUGCGAGAUCGCGCUGGAGGAGGCCGUCAGGCUGCGGGAGAAGGGGGCGGCCGCCGAGGUCAUCGCCGUCAGCGUGGGGACGCGCCAGUGCCAGGAGACGCUGCGCACGGCGCUGGCGGUGGGGGCCGACCGGGCGGUGCUGGUGGAGGUGGGGGAGGGGACGGCGGUGGGGCCGCGGGAGGCGGCGGCGGCGCUGGCCGGGCUCGUGGGGCGGCUGCGGCCCGACCUGGUGCUGCUGGGCAAACAGGCCAUCGACGACGACUGUAACCAGACCGGGCAGCUGCUGGCUGCCAUGUUGGAUUGGCCGCAGGGGACCUUCGCCUCGCGGGUGGAGCCGGAGGCGGGGGCGGUGCGGGUGGAGCGGGAGGUGGACGGGGGCCUGGAGACGCUGCGCCUGCGGCUGCCGGCCGUGCUGACGGCCGACCUGCGCCUCAACGAGCCCCGCUACGCCACCCUGCCCAACAUCAUGAAAGCCAAGAAGAAGCCGCUGGAGGUGGUGGCGGGGGGGGAGCUGGGGGUCCCCCCCACUUCCCCCCCCCGCCUGCGGGUGCUGCGCCUGGCCGAGCCCCCCCCCCGGCAGGGGGGGCAGCGGGUGGACGACGUCAGCGCCUUGGUGGCCCGUCUGAGGGACAGCGGGUGCAUCUAGGGACACCCCCCCCCCCCCCAAAUCCACCCUGGGGGGGGGGGAACACUGACAUUGGAGUCACGUGUGUCCCCCCCCCAUCCCCAAAAGGGACCCGGGCGCACCCCCCCCCCCCCCCCCCAGUGCCUUCCAGCCUGGCCCAGUGGCCCCCCCCCAGUGCCUUUCUCCCCCCAAAAAAAUAAAGUGUGGCUACUCGA
Messenger RNA from Chroicocephalus ridibundus (black-headed gull), 1039 nucleotides. RefSeq names its product electron transfer flavoprotein subunit beta (gene ETFB). Gene Ontology annotation, molecular function: electron transfer activity. Gene Ontology annotation, cellular component: mitochondrion. The transcript has 6 exons. NCBI's taxonomy places the organism in Eukaryota, Metazoa, Chordata, Aves, Charadriiformes, Laridae. Gene Ontology annotation, biological process: amino acid catabolic process; fatty acid beta-oxidation using acyl-CoA dehydrogenase. The coding region runs from base 78 to 845 and encodes 255 amino acids. The record is from RefSeq and is a predicted model, not a curated record.